AUGGUUAUGUAUCCUCCUGUUAUCAUUCCAGGCGCAGCGUACGCUAUGGCCUUCUCUCUGAGCAACGUGUUGACGACUGUGGAAGUGCCCCAGCUUCUCCUGGAAAAAUUCGGACUGAAUACAGAGCAGCUGGGACUGGACUUCAAUUUUUCCGCUAGCGUUGGGGUGUUCAUCAUCAUCACGUUUGUCCAGCAAAUCUGGGGCUUCCUGGGUCCCUCCUGGUUUCCACCCAUGUUCGAAAAUGUCGUGGUAGCCGCCAGUUCUGGCGUUGGCUGCGCUCUCAUCGUGGGCGUCCGGGUAAUUCCAACACUCAUCCUGCAUUUUAUGGGGCGGGCAUGGCGUCCAGCGAUCGAGUAA
This is a messenger RNA of Aspergillus tanneri, 357 nucleotides long. RefSeq lists its product as uncharacterized. The transcript has 3 exons. The coding region runs from base 1 to 357 and encodes 118 amino acids. The record is from RefSeq and is a predicted model, not a curated record. NCBI's taxonomy places the organism in Eukaryota, Fungi, Ascomycota, Eurotiomycetes, Eurotiales, Aspergillaceae.